CUGCCGCGAGCGGCCGGCCGAGCGGCUGGAAAUGAAAGUGCAGCGCUCCGGAGCCACAUGGACCGAGCUGCCGGGGCGGCGGCGCCGGGAGCAGGAUGCGGCCGCCCGUAAUUAAAUAGCACUUACUCUUAUUAUUACUAAUAAUAAUAACCUAAUCAUACCUCUAGUCAUAGCAUACCAUUUAUCGGGCUCGGCUCAGGCCCGCGAGGAGCGCAGCCCGGCCGAGUGGUUCCAUGAGGAGUGGAUGUUAUUAAUCUCCAUCUCACAAUUGAAGAAACUGAGAAAUACAGGAUUUAUGUGACUGGCCCAAGAUCACCCACUGGAUUUCAACCCAGACCUAGACUGAUGGAGAGGCAGAGACGGAAGGCGGACAUCGAGAAGGGGCUGCAGUUCAUUCAGUCGACACUACCCCUAAAGCAAGAAGAAUAUGAGGCCUUUCUGCUCAAGUUGGUGCAGAACCUGUUCGCCGAGGGCAAUGACCUGUUCCGGGAGAAGGACUACAAGCAGGCCCUGGUGCAGUACAUGGAGGGGCUGAAUGUGGCCGACUACGCCGCCUCCGACCAGGUGGCCCUGCCCCGGGAACUGCUGUGCAAGCUGCAUGUCAACAGGGCCGCCUGCUACUUCACCAUGGGCCUGUAUGAGAAGGCGCUGGAGGACAGCGAGAAGGCGCUGGGCCUGGACAGUGAGAACAUCCGGGCGCUGUUCCGCAAGGCGCGCGCCCUCAACGAGCUGGGACGCCACAAGGAGGCCUAUGAGUGCAGCAGCCGCUGCUCACUCGCCCUGCCCCACGAUGAGAGUGUAACUCAGCUUGGUCAGGAGCUGGCUCAGAAGCUUGGUCUGCGAGUUCGGAAGGCGUAUAAGAGGCCCCAGGAAUUGGAAACCUUUUCUCUGCUCAGUAACGGCACUGCAGCUGGUGUGGCAGAUCAGGGAACUUCCAAUGGAUUGGGGUCCAUAGAUGACAUCGAAACAGACUGCUACGUGGAUCUGCGAGUCUCCCCAGCCCUCCUCCCCUCUACCCCUACGAUGCCUCUGUUCCCUCAUGUUCUGGACCUGCUGGCCCCCCUGGACAGCAGCAGCAGGGCCCUCCCCAGCACUGAGGGCCUGGAUGACUUCUCCGAUGGGGACGUCUUUGGUCCUGAGCUGGACACUCUUCUGGACUCACUGUCUCUGGUCCAGGGUGGCCUGCCUGGCAGUGGUGUGCCCAGCGAGUUGCCCCAGCUGAUACCUGUGUUCCCUGGUGGGACCCCGCUGCUGCCACCUGUGGUGGGUGGGUCUAUCCCUGUCUCCAGCCCCCUGCCCCCUGCCUCCUUUGGCCUCGUUAUGGACUCCUCCAAGAAGCUGGCUGCCUCCGUGCUGGACGCCCUUGACACCCCAGGCUCCGCACUGGACUCCCUGGACCUGCUGCCGUACUCAGAGACCCGGCUGGACGCCUUGGACAGCUUCGGGUCAACCCGGGGCUCCCUGGACAAGCCCAGCCCCUUCAUGGAGGACACCAACUCACAGGACCAUCGUCCCUCAAGUGGUACUCAGAAACCAGCCCCCUCGCCAGAGCCCUCCAUGCCCAACACUGCCUUGCUCAUCAAGAACCCCCUGGCUGCCACCCAUGAGUUCAAGCAGGCCUGCCAACUCUGCUACCCCAAAACAGGCCCCAGGGCAGGUGACUACACCUACCGCGAGGGCCUUGAGCAUAAGUGCAAGCGGGACAUCCUGCUCGGCCGGCUCCGGAGCUCCGAGGACCAGACCUGGAAGCGGAUCCGGCCCCGGCCCACCAAGACCAGCUUCGUGGGCUCCUACUACCUGUGCAAAGACAUGAUUAACAAGCAGGACUGUAAGUACGGGGAUAACUGCACCUUCGCCUACCAUCAGGAGGAGAUCGACGUGUGGACUGAGGAGCGGAAGGGCACCCUCAACCGCGACCUGCUCUUUGACCCACUGGGGGGCGUCAAGCGCGGCAGCCUCACCAUCGCCAAGCUCCUUAAGGAGCACCAGGGCAUCUUCACUUUCCUCUGCGAGAUCUGCUUUGACAGUAAACCCCGGAUCAUCAGCAAAGGCACCAAGGACUCUCCAUCUGUCUGCUCCAACCUGGCUGCCAAGCACAGCUUCUAUAACAACAAGUGCCUGGUGCACAUCGUCCGCUCCACCUCCCUCAAGUACUCCAAGAUCCGCCAGUUCCAGGAGCACUUCCAGUUCGACGUGUGCCGCCACGAGGUGCGCUACGGCUGCCUGCGGGAAGACAGCUGCCACUUCGCCCACAGCUUCAUCGAGCUCAAAGUCUGGCUGCUGCAGCAGUAUUCAGGCAUGACCCAUGAAGACAUUGUCCAGGAAUCCAAGAAAUACUGGCAGCAGAUGGAGGCCCACGCGGGGAAGGCCAGCAGCAGCUUGGGUGCCCCGCGGACACAUGGGCCCAGCACCUUUGACCUACAGAUGAAGUUCGUGUGCGGCCAGUGCUGGAGGAAUGGGCAGGUGGUGGAGCCUGACAAAGACCUCAAGUACUGUAGUGCCAAGGCCCAGCACUGCUGGACCAAGGAGCGGCGGGUCCUUCUGGUGAUGUCCAAGGCCAAGAGGAAAUGGGUGUCAGUGAGGCCACUGCCGUCCAUCCGCAACUUCCCACAGCAAUACGAUCUCUGCAUCCACGCGCAGAAUGGCCGCAAGUGCCAGUACGUGGGGAACUGCUCCUUCGCACACAGCCCGGAGGAGAGGGACAUGUGGACGUUCAUGAAGGAGAACAAGAUCCUGGACAUGCAGCAGACCUACGACAUGUGGGUGAAGAAACACAACCCCGGGAAGCCGGGGGAAGGGACCCCAAUCAGUUCCCGGGAAGGGGAGAAGCAGAUCCAGAUGCCCACGGACUACGCUGACAUCAUGAUGGGCUACCACUGCUGGCUCUGCGGCAAGAACAGCAACAGCAAGAAGCAGUGGCAGCAGCACAUCCAGUCCGAGAAGCACAAGGAGAAGGUCUUCACGUCCGACAGCGACGCCAACGGCUGGGCCUACCGCUUCCCCAUGGGCGAGUUCCGGCUCUGCGACAGGCUCCAGAAGGGCAAGGCCUGCCCGGACGGGGACAAGUGCCGCUGCGCUCAUGGACAGGAGGAGCUCAACGAGUGGUUGGACCGGCGUGAGGUGCUGAAGCAGAAGCUGGCCAAGGCCCGCAAGGACAUGCUUCUGUGUCCACGGGAUGACGACUUUGGCAAAUACAACUUCCUGCUGCAAGAGGAUGGCAACGCUGCUGGUGCCGCCCCAGAAGCCCCUGCUGCUGCCACCGGGGAGUAGAGCCAGGUCUUGGCCGUGGGUGAAGUCCUAGGGUCAGGGGUGGGGAUAGGGACAAAGGGCCUGGUAGAAGGGCCAGGACAGGGGGUGGGGGGCCGCCCUCACCAGGCAGCCCCUGGCCCUGGAGGCCCCACCCAUCUCAUCUGCCCCCACCACCAUGUGCAAGCCCGGGUUCCCAUGCUGCGGCCUCAAGCGGUCCCAGGGUCUUCAUCCUGCUAAAACCCUGGGCAGGCCCUCCCCCAUCCCCAGUGCUCCUGGUUGGACCCCUCUAGCUUAAGCUACAGCUUUAACUUCUCUCUUUUCCUAAAGGGGGCCCGAAGCUCAGGGCUGAAAAGCCUGGGGUCCCCACUUGAAUCAAUAGCAGGGGGGUCCUCUCUGCCCUACCUUCAUUCCACCCCCACCUUCCUGGGACAGAUCAGGACACAACAGAAGACAGGAAAUCCCAAUUAGCUUUAAAAUGUAGCCCCAGAAUGGAGCUGGGACACUGUAUUGGUCACCUACCCUCUGGGGUCAGUUUUCCCUCUGGUUGGGGGGUGGGGGGCUGGGCUAGUUGAUCUCUGGAGUCUGGCUCUCAAGUGAGGCCAGCAGCCCAGCCCCUCUCAUUCUUGAGCCACUGAAUGUAGAUCAUAGAUGCUCAGAGCUCUGGCGAUGACCCAGCCCAAACCCCCACUUUGCAGAUAGGAAAUUUGAGGCCUAAAGGGGAUGAGUGAUCUGCUCAGAGUCUCCAUCCCAUGGCAUGAGGUAGAACUGGGGUGCAAACUCUGGUCAGAAGACCCAGGGCCUGUCAUUAGCUGCAGCUUCCAGGCUUUUGGCAGGCAUGUGACAGCCUCUGAAUCAGUGUGCAGCUGGGAUCCCAGGCAGUGCUGCCCAAGGACCGGGGAACGAGGUUCUGAGGGUUGGUCAUGUCAGCACAGAGGAGGGGAAGGCCUCUCCUGAGGAUGGUUGUGAGGAGUGUAGCAGCCAAGGUUACUUCCCCACACUGCUCAGGGACAGGUAGUAGGGAGAGGUGAGAAUGGGCAGGGCACCUAUGAGCUCAGGUUCUGCAUGAGGUACUGGGGUGAGGGAGAUGUGGAGAGAAGGGAGACAUGACCCUGGGUACCAUGGGCCAUUGUAGGACCAGACACAGCCCCUCUUUCUUGGGGACCCAGCAUGGUCCUUUCCCCUUCUCCCCUAGACCCAGAAAUACAAUUAUGACUGUCUGUCCUGGCCCCUCCCUGCUCCCUGGCCCUGCCAGCUGCCUAGGACCCCAGCUGACACCUAGCCCCUGCCCCCACCCACCAAGCCCCUCUCCUGUUCCCAUUCAUCUAGUCUGUCUAUGUACACCCUCUCCUCUCCAUCCACCCCCUGUAGGCAGACCCAACCUCCCCUGGUUCCCUAGACAUUCCAGAAAGCCCCACAUCAUUGGCACAAAAAGUGGGGCCCUCCCCCAGAAGGAACCAGGGACCAAGGCUGGAGUCAGGGGUAAGACGGAGAGUAUAGAAUACCCCUUAUUUCUCCUCAAGCAAGGAUUGAUAGUGUGUGGUGAUAGGAUGAUGGGCAUCCUGGGCUGCAAAGAACCCUGUUCUUGCUGCCACUGCCCAACCUUUCCCCAGUAAUUGUGGCAUGCAUCCCUUCCUCCCCUGUCCCUGCCCCCAGCAGGCCAGCACUACAGGGUUUGGGUGCUGGUGGCGUGGCUGGAGGGGAGGAAAGACCACACCCAAUGUGGGGGCCGUGGCCAUGAAUGUCAAUGACACUUGUUUUCCCUGAUCCGUGGUGUUGCAGUCUGUUGUCACCAGCCUUGUUUUUAGUGUGUAUAUAUGUCGCCCCCGUGAUGCAUAUAUACACAGGUAUUAAAUAUAUCACUCUAUAUAAUAUUAUAUAUGUGUGUGGUAUCCAACGAAUCACUUCUAUUGAGGGCUAAAGAUAAAGAAUUUGGCCAGAAAAUGCAGCCAACCUGAAGUAAUUUGGAGAGGUUUCCAGGGUCGUCAGACCUUUUUCGAGGAGUCAGGGACUAGAGCCAUGGUCAGAGGUGACUGGGGCAGCAGGGGCAGAAGUGGCUUUGCCUGGGCCCAGCUCUGCCUGGCAGCUUGCAGACCGCCCCUCGUGGGAGAGAGGGAGUGCUCAAGAACAGAAAAGGAUCGGUGUUUCUCUCUCACCUGAGGGAAUAGGGUUAGAGUCCAGAUUUUUUUUCUUCAACCUUUUAUCCAACCAGGGGCCCUUGGGAUCUGGGCCUUCCUGGCCUGGCCACAGCGGGAUCCCCUAGUGGGAGGCAGGAAGAGGGGUUGAGGGGAGGGAAACAGGAGUACACUUUGAAUGAUGAGGGUGAUUAUUUCAGUUGUGACUCUGACUGGGAGGCUCAGAGUGUUGAACUAAGGGCCAAUGUCCAUCACCACCAGGCAGGGACAAGACAGCAUGGAGAACAUGGUGAUGAGGGCAGGCGCUCUUGAUGUGAGUGUCCCUUUGGGGUAGGGCAAAGAGGGCUGCUGCGUUUCUCGGCUGGGCAGUAAUCAAUUGAAUGGUCCUUUUAAAAUGUGUAUUAAAAUUUAAGAAUACCACACUUUAAUAUUAAAUAUUCAUAAGGUCUAGUAUCUUGAUAAUA
This is a messenger RNA of Molossus molossus (Pallas's mastiff bat), 5845 nucleotides long. It is a transcript of the gene ZC3H7B, whose product is annotated as zinc finger CCCH-type containing 7B. NCBI's taxonomy places the organism in Eukaryota, Metazoa, Chordata, Mammalia, Chiroptera, Molossidae. The coding region runs from base 346 to 3270 and encodes 974 amino acids. The transcript has 24 exons. Gene Ontology annotation, molecular function: protein binding; miRNA binding; metal ion binding. The record is from RefSeq and is a predicted model, not a curated record. Gene Ontology annotation, biological process: miRNA processing.